Molecule: messenger RNA, 4709 nt
Organism: Culex pipiens pallens (northern house mosquito)
Lineage: Eukaryota; Metazoa; Arthropoda; Insecta; Diptera; Culicidae
Product: lateral signaling target protein 2 homolog
Exons: 4
Coding region: 734-3484 (916 amino acids)
Cellular component (GO): early endosome membrane
Molecular function (GO): metal ion binding
Source: RefSeq, a predicted model, not a curated record
GUUCAGUUCAGCAGCCACCAUCGUUGAGAAUUGUCGUCGAAGUUGUGAAAAUUCCGUGUUCGCGUAAAAGUAACAACUUUGAGACAAAAUUGUGCUGUGCGCGUUUUGUGUGAGUCCGCCGUGUCGCCGUCCGCAGGGUUGGAAGGAGUGCGUGCAAAAGUUUCACAGUUUCUUACGCCUACGCAGCGCGGAACAGGGGGAAGGCCCUUUUCGGCGGAGAUUCCCGUCCUUGGUGGGGGCCCCCUCGUCAAAUUUGGUGCGUGGUGGGGCGAAAACUGAAGAAAAAUCGCAGCUAAAAUCGCUUGAUCGCGGCCACAAGUGAAUUGAUAGCGUGGAAAACGGGAGAAAAUUUAAUUCGCAGAGGAAAAUCGAUCCAGGAAGAAGAGCAACAAAACAGGCAGAUUCAGCACAGCCUGCUGCGAGUUUGUUUUUGUUGUUGUCCUGCGGGUAGGCGGGCCAGAGAAAAAGCAACUUCGAAAAAAAAACAUUCGAGUUUGGGCGAGGGCAAAAAAUGAGCCUUUCGAGUGAUUUUGGAAGAAUUUCUUGAAAAUAUUCGGCCAAAAGAGGCAGAAAGUGCAACCCCGUUUUGCUAUGGUCGUGCUGUGACUGGGUGGUGCAACAGCAGCAGCAACAACACCAAAAGUAGUGUUUUAGUUUCCGUUUGUAUUCGAGUUUUAUUUUGCUGAAAAAUCCCUUCAACUAGCAGAGGAAGCAGAACCGCCAAUCCGUCACGAUGGAUUCGCUGCGAAAGUGGUUGAACAAGCCAAAGGCUGACGACAAAUCGCUGCUGGCGCGGUUUUACCACGCGGACCGCGCCCUGACGGCGGUGGCCAGCGAGUUGGACAGCUUCGACGGUCGGGCGGAACCGGUUCGCUGUACCCGGCUGGUCGGACGGUUACGACAGGGGCAGGACCGCGUGCUGGCCAUCACGAACCAGAUCAUGGACGAGCUGCUCGGCGAGGACCGGGCGGCCCGUGCCUUCCGUGCCAAGUUUCCCGAGGAGGUGCUCCAGGAGAGUCUCGCCGGUCAGCUGUGGUUCGGGGCGGAGUGUCUGGCGGCUGGGUCGUCGAUCAUGAACCGAGAGGUGGAGAGCGCAACGAUGCGUCCGCUGGCGAAGGCCGUCACGAAGAGUCUGGACAACGUGCGGAACCUGUUGCGGGAGCAGUGCCUUCGGAACAAUACGCCGAACAGUUUGACGCUGCGACUGGACGUGAACGACGCCGCCACGGAGCAGCUGUACGAAAGCUUGAAGAUCUUUGACCGGUUGUUUGCCGAGUUUGAGCUGCUGUACGUGAGCGCGAUGGUGCAGGUCAAGUCCAAGCAGGAGUACGAGAUGCAGGAACUGAUUUGCGUACUGUUCUCGGAGACGCUGCAGCGGGCGCUCAAGGUCGGACUGCUCGAGCAGGAACAGGUGGACUCGUACGACCCGGCGUUGAUGUUUUCCAUUCCGCGCCUUGCCAUCGUCGCCGGGUUGGUAAUCUUCAAGGAAGGCCCACUGAACAUGGACCAACCGGCGGACGACAUUUCGGAAAUGUUCCGCCCGUUCCGGAAGCUGCUGAUCAAGAUGCGUGACCUGCUACGGACACUCACCAAGCACGAACUUUACCAGCUGGAGAAGCUGCUGUGCACCAACGAAGAGAUCAGUCUGAAGGAGCAACAAAUAAUCUGUGAUGGAAACGAGAUUGUCGGCGGUGGUCAGUCACCGUCGGCAGCUCCAAAUCCGGCGCGGGACGACACGGUCGUAAUCGUGACGACCAGCGCCACUGUAAAUAGUAGUGAUAAUCUGCGCGGACAAGAGCCGGAAGAAGACAUCAGUAGCUUUUAUACCAGCAACAAUCGCCGUACUGUAGAUAGUGAACCGAACGAAGAUGACGACGUGUCGGAAAGCAACGACGAAGACGAAGACGAGGAAGAAGUUGACGAAGACGACCCAGCCAACAUCCUGAAAGAUGCCCUGGUCACGUCGGAUUGCGCCUCGGGAUACCUUAUUCCAAACACCAACUUUGGUAACCUGCUGCAGACAAACGAGGCACCCCUCACGGACAGCUUCAUCGCCACUGACGAAGAGCUAAAACUAGCCAGCGGAGCAGCGUCCUCGCACGCCCGCAUCGAGCAAAUCCUCUCCGAAAGCAACCAAAAGCUAACCGACUCCGGCCUCGGUACCGCCAACCCCAGCCUGGACCACUCCCCCGAACUGGAAACGGAACGUCCCGUAACGAGCAGUCACCCAAUCGCCCAGUCCUCGUCCUCCUCCUCGGAAGAGGAGGGCGAAGUGGACGAAUACGACGAAGACGACAGCGAAUCAACGCUCUGCGAGCCGAAAUCACAUCACACCAAACACCAGCGCCGGCAACGACAUCACCACCACCACCACCGGAAGCACUACUCCAAGCAUCGGUCGAGUGCGGCCGGAUCGGCGGGAACGUCCGGUACGACAUGCUUGGCCGCCGAGAGGCAAAUCUCGAGCUGUGAUACAUCACCGUCAUCGGGCGGACUGCCGAGCGAGUGCGGAAGCAGCACCAGCGGGGGAAGCAGCGGCAGCAGUAGCGGUGGAAGCGGGGACGCGGAUGCGGCGCAGGAAGUGGCGAUGGCCAUCCGGGCUGCUGGGAGGAUAAAGUUCAAGACCACGGAGAACCUGCUGCACCGCCUGUUUGUGUGCAUCGCCGGCGUCGCGGACCAGCUGCAGACCAACUUUGCCGCUGACCUGCGCCAGAUGCUGAAGAGCGUCUUCGUGAUCAACUCGUCCCCACCGGAGCCGGAAGACCCACCGGAACCGGCUGCCAACUCGACGGACAAACCCAAGGAGCCGGACCCGGCCGAUCUGUUCGAGUUCCGCGCCAGCGAACAGGACGUCAUCACGAACAGUGGCGGUUCCAGCCAAAGCAUUUACUCCGCCGAGGAGGUCAACGCGGAAGAUCCGCACGAUUCGGUGUUCGGGUCACCGCCGGGAGGUGCCUCACCGGUGCGAGCAUCGUCCGCUCCGCGCACCAUGAUGACGACCGCGGCCAGCAGUGAGAACGGAAGCGUGACGGUGAACGUGUCGGUAUCGGUUGUGACCGCCGGAAGUGGUGGCUCGGGAAGCGGCUCGAGCCGGAGUUCUCAGGAGCGCAGCGUUAGUCUGAGUGAAACGUCGAUCGUGGUUGAGGGCAGUGGUGGCAAUACCCGAAGACAUAGCGCCAUCGGUACCAAGGGAGAGUACGGCCGAAGUCGGUCCAGUCCGAGCAGUCCGGUCAACGUGGGCAGCAUGAUGGAGGAGCGUCGCAUGCCGGAGGCUCCUCCGCGGUGGAUUCCGGACGGGGACGCGCCCCGCUGCAUGGCUUGUGCUUCGUCGUUUACGCCUUUCCGGAGGCGUCAUCACUGCCGGAACUGUGGCGGAGUGUUCUGCGGUGGGUGCUCGAGCGCGUCGGCUCCGCUGCCCAAGUACGGGUUAACCAAGGCGGUCCGCGUCUGUCGGGAGUGCUUUGUACGCGAGGUUGGCGUCUGAGCUGGGUUCUAGAGUUAGAUUGUGUUGAGGUUUUCUGUGUUUUUUUUGUUUUUCUUUUCUUGACGAAACCGUUUUUAUACACAUACAAAGAAAAUAUUAUUUUUGUUUUGCUUUAGGAAAUAUGUUAUAAGACAAAAGCUCUUUGAUUCAAGAUUUUACAGUUUUCUUUGAUAGCUGAAUUAUCCGUGGUAACCAGCUUCCGCUCGAUGGAACAGUGCAGAAUGUUGUGUCAAACAUGACGAAGUCUUGCGGAUUUUGGAUACCUCAGUUCCCCCUGAACCGAAUGUAACUAUUGUGGCUUUUUGUACAGUUGUUUCCUCGCUCUUGUCGAUAUCUAAAUAAAUAAAACAAGUUAUUUAAAGACAUGAUAUGAAUUGUGUUCACAACUAGCAAAAAAAACAGAUCGUACUUUUUCACCCCACUUUCCGACUACCGCGUAAGUAAACCAACGAUCAAAUGAUGUCCUCUUAAGUUUUGUGUUUAUUUUCUCCGCCGAAUUACACAACCACAUACAUUCCUUCGACACGAAAUGCGCGUAUUUGUACAUACAUAGACAGUGGAAUCCAAACUCAAAAAACCAAAAGACUUGACUUUUCGUUCAGUGCGGUUACGUUUCAGUCCUUGUGUACGAUUAAAAACUAUACAAAUUAUAAUCAUGGAGGAAACAUACAUUCAUAAAAAGCGCCGACAAACAUAAUAUACUACCACUAAAUCUAUUAAACUUGCAGAAAACGAGAAAAUAUCAAUGCAAUAUCACGCGUUAAACGAGCACCUUACUUCAACAUGUACGGAAAAAUCGUGUAUUCAAAAUCUUCUUUUCUGUCAAAAAAAUCUUGAAGCAAAGAAAAAAGCUAAAAAAAUUAAUUUAAAAAAAAACAUUGGAGUGAUAUCUUUUUUACGAAGAAAACAAAAAAAAAACGAAGAAUGUUAUAUAUACAUAUAUUUCCGCGAGCGUGAACGGCAACAGAGACGGUAAUUUAACUAUAUACUUUUGUGAAUAGAUAUGAAAAACCAAGCGCAUUACUAGCAGCAGAAUCCUAGUGGCUAUUUUCCCAAAUAAAGAAGAAGAAAAACAGUCAAAGUGAUAAAUAAAUGGAAGAAAAUCAGAAAAGUGCAGGUAUCAGUUCUGAUUGAUGCCGCUGCAAGGAAAAAAAAGUUGAAGCUAAGCAAGUGGCAACUUGAAUUAUUGCUAGGGCUGAAUAAAGGAAAAGUGAUAAAAAAAAAC